UUCCCUCGCUUCUCAGCUUCUGGGAGCUUAGUUGAAAAUGGCGGACUGGCGGCGUAGGAAAUGAAAGAAGGUGAUUUAGUAUUUAAAUCAACACUGUUCGUGUGAUUUGGUCACGGGAUCAAGACAAAGCUGCGGACCACUUGGUGACUUUGACAAAGUGAACAUUCCCGCUAAACGGGAGAAGGGUAUUUGCAAAACGACCACUACAGCAUUACACAAGAAUUCUUAUUAAGCACAUCUGUAAGCUGAUAACCAGCCAUAAUCAAAGAUGAGCGACCUUCUGACAAGUGGUUUUCGGGCCCAGCUGACCCUCAACAUGGAGGCAACCCUGAAAAAAGCUGUAUGUGACAUAAUGAGGAUCUUUGAGGACAGCCUACAUGACCAUCAAUUGGCGUUGGUGCAGAAAGGCGAAGAAGUUGCACAUCUUAAAGUAAAGUUGCAGACUGCAGAGCUCAAGCUGAGAGACUGGGAUUGUAAACUUACCCAAGAAGCGGAGGAGAGUAAAACUCACAUCAGUGAGACUCAAAGAGAGCCUGGAGUUGACAUGAACCCAUCUGGACAAACUACUGAUGUUCCUGAGAUUGACUAUGAAGUGCCUGAUGACUGGUGUGCUCCCAUGGCUAAUGAAACAACAAUCCCCAAGCAAGAGGACAUUGUGUGUCCAAGUAUAAGACUUCGGCGACUGCUGAUUCCUGUGCACCGCAUUCCAAUCAUCAAGGAGGAGGUGAUCAGCCAUGACAUUGACCAGCAAACAAAGGGUGUCAGGAAAUCCACAAGAUGUUGUGAUUAAUAGUAGUAGCAUUCUACCAGAGUUUACAUCACCUCUGUUCUUGGUAACCUGCAUGGUUACUAUGGGUUAUAUGCACAAAGGCGAGUACCCGCGAAAAUUAUUGUCUGAUUGUAAAUUAGAAUAACUGCAUUGCUGUUGUUGAGGUGGUGAUCAGUUUUUGUAAUCUUUGCGUAAAGAUACAGCCACAAUUAUUCUUGCAGAAGCAUAAAGCUUUGCUUGUAUGAGAGAGGAUACAGAAGGUUACAACUAUGAUGAAGACUGGAAAGUAAAUCAGCUCUCUUGAUUUGUUGCUGUUAAGUUUUUUUAAGUCCCAUACAUUAUGAAAUUGUAUUUUCCUACACUGGGAUUUCAACAAAUUUGUAAUGACCCUUAGUUUGUUGACAUAAAUUAGAAAAUAAAAUGUGAUUGCCCCAAUGUUUUUUACAAAAUCACAUUGCUCUCAUUCCAUUAAAUUAAAUAGUUUUCAUGUCAGUUGUGAUAUUUCACUCAGUCGUUGUUACAUUUUUAUGUAAUGUUUUCUCUUACAGGUUCCACAUUAAAUAAGAGUCAGCAAACUCAAGACACAAUCCUACUAAAGUGUGUCUCAGGGGGGCGAGGCAACAUAAAUGACCUUCUCCUCGACAUAAGAGAGGAAAAUGCGACCAGUAAGUCUACUGAGGAGACAGUGGAAAAUAAUGGUGAAAUGUAUUCCUGCAAACUUUGUGGGAAGGUAUUUGAUAAAGGCAUUGGCCUAACCAUGCACACACGAUCACACAUGAGUUGUCGAGGUUGCAGAAAAAUGUUUCCUUUACCAAAUAGUUUAGAAUAUCAUAAACAAAACUGCAGAAAAUUGAAGAGAUUGUUGUCGAGGAUGGCAAGGAGAGCAUUACGCAUCAAACAAAGGUCAAGAAAGCAGGUGGAAAGCUCACCACCCUUUGGCCACCAUAGUGAAUUGUCAGUUCAGAGAGUUAGACCCACCAAGAAACACUCCUGUGUUUACUGCCACAAGAUGUUCUUAACAAAGGCCAAGCGCAAGGACCACAUGCGUGUUCAUACUGGUGAAAAACCAUUUAGAUGCAGUAUCUGCCCAAAGAAAUUCACCAAAGACUCGUCACUCAAAACGCACAUAAGGAAAAUUCACCACGGCCAAAUGAAUCCCAGUGAGCCUCAAGGUGACCUUGCUUGGACCAUGCCUCUAGAAGACACGGAAGCUUCUGAGUAUUUGAAUUUGUCCAGCAAAGACGCUCAAAACAAUGUCCAGAGAGAACAAAGUCUGCACAAAAGGUCUGAAUGGCAAACCAUGGGUAAACGCAGGUCCAAUGGUUAUAUCUGCUCCAUUUGUCAGAAGUUAUUAAAAACCAAAUUCAGUUUGGUUGAACACUAUCGUAUCCACACGGGAGAGAAGCCGUUAAAAUGUCACAUGUGUCCAGCAAUGUUUCGUACUAUUCAACAUCGUUGCAUGCACCGAAAAAGAUUCCAUUGAGUUAUGGGGCUGCCACAGUGAGAAGUGCAAGAAGCUGUACUUAACAAAGGCAAGAUAUAAUAAGCAUGUGUCCAAAUGCUCAGUUGAAAAGCAUAUUACCUGUAAGGUUUGUGGAAAAGGCUUCUACAUUAAAGCUCACCUCUUGACUCACAUGACGCGUUGCCACAGUUAAGUCACUGUACCGUUCACGUCCCCCAUUGGGACGAAAGACUGGACUUUCUGGGAUCGAUCAGCUUUCAUCGCCAGAUUUAGUUCAACUUUAUUUUUUACUUUUUAUGAGGUGUGAUCAUAUUCGUUAUAAUAUUAUUUUCAUAUCAGUAUACCACAUUUCUGUUGAAUAUCAAUAUUACUGUGAUACAAUAAAAUAUACUGAAAUCAGAAAUUUUUAAUUUGGGUGAAUACAUGAAAGAAUUUGUGUGUGUGUGUGUUGUUAAUGCAUCUGUCUAAUGCAGUAUGAGUUUGAGUAUGACUUGUCAGGCCAGUUUGAUGAGCCCGGUGUAAAAAAAAUGUUAGUUUAUGUUCCAUAUUCACCACCAGGUGCUACUGUUCUACCAUCGACCAUUUGUUGCAAUAACAAUAAAAAGUAGUUUGAAUACAGAUGUGCGCUGGAAAUGUCAUGUACCAUUUUAAUUUCCUCAAAGCAGACCUACUACUUUCAAAUGUUACAUUCAAAAAAAUGUUCAGCUUUCUGUAUGUAAGAAAUUACUGCAUCCAAACAAUGUUUUCAGACCAUUGCAAUACAUAAUGUUAAAAAAUCAUGUUGGUUUUUAACUAGUUACUAGGCAACUUUUUUUUAAAUUUCCAGUUGUAGAAGUAGCUGGUAGCAAUAAUGGUUGAUGUCAUCUAAAAACACUGUUCAAGUGAGGAAACAAUGUCAUAAUUUACGUCCAAUAAAACUCAGUUUUUAUACA
This is a messenger RNA of Solea senegalensis (Senegalese sole), 3163 nucleotides long. RefSeq names its product zinc finger protein 69 homolog. The record is from RefSeq and is a predicted model, not a curated record. The transcript has 5 exons. Gene Ontology annotation, molecular function: chromatin insulator sequence binding. Bases 269 to 790 code for a protein of 173 amino acids. Gene Ontology annotation, biological process: regulation of transcription by RNA polymerase II. Gene Ontology annotation, cellular component: chromosome. Lineage: Eukaryota; Metazoa; Chordata; Actinopteri; Pleuronectiformes; Soleidae.